AUGGGGACAGGGCGGGUGGCGGUACCCGCCUGUGGCGCGGACCGGCGGCACUGCUCUCUGUACGCUUCACAUGUUCAGGCUUUGAGGAACGCUUAUGAGCUCAUCAAAUCAGCCAGUCAAGGAAAAUCUGCACUUGAUUCAUCAGAUCACUUCAGCACCGACUUAUAUGUUUUAUGUGCCGAACAAGCAUUUCAGUUGGGAUAUCGGGAAAUGAGCAGUGACUGUCUACAGAUGUAUUUUAAAGGAAGAUUUCCUGUGAACCAGUUUCUUGGCAGAGCAUAUUUGUGCCAAGGCCAGUUGCACACUCCACUUCUCACAGAUAAUUUGGAAGAGUUUGAAAAGUUUGUGCUGUUUUUUAUGAAGGCAAUAGAUUUUGCCACCCAUGAUCAAAGAUAUUAUUUUUUGGUAUAUAAUGCCUCAGUUCUUUAUUGGCAACUUGUGAGGCCAUAUCUUAAGCCUGGAUUCCGCUAUUGGCUUAUUCCCAGCCUUUCUCAGAUUGUUAAAGCGUUAAACCAAACUGAAGAGCAAGACAAUGAAUGGAGAGCAGAACUCAUGAUAAAUUUACUUGAGUGCUUCCUUGAUGCUUCAAAACUGAAAGAAGCAAAAGAGUUUUCUUCUACUGCAGCAAGCUUUAUUAAGGAAAAUGUUCCAGACAAAUACACUCAAAUAUUUUCUCUAAUGGUAUAUCACAAACUAAUGGAUAUUUCCCAGGUGGAGAAGGAAAUAGAAAAUUCCAUCCAUUUUUCAGUUAUUUAUAAAAUGCAGAUAUUAAAAUUGCAGUGGGACACAAAUGAAUUUCCAAGUGAUGCCACCGCAAAUCUGAAUUCUGUGUAUGUACUUUUGAAACAAUAUGAUGUACCUCCAGCAUCUGUUCUCAGUAUCAAGAUUCCUUUGAUUCUGGAAUUAGCUCGUUUUUCUUUGAAAGUAGACUGCAUUAAGCUUGCAUACGAUUGUAUACUUGAUUUGAAGAGAGCUGGGAUUACUGAGCAAGGGAAACUUAUUGAAAUAGAAUGCCUGGAAUGUGAAUAUGAAAUAAAAAAAAUUAGCACUAAAAUUGGGACUUACACCAAAGGAGUCGUUGAGGCUCAGCUGGAAUUGAUAAAAAAUCUUGAGUUUACCUUAAAACAUGCAGUUCAGUUGGGAGAUCCUGAUGUAAUUCAGGUUGUUUGUACAACCCAGUGGAAUCUGUGCUUACCACUACUACAACACAAUUUACAUCAACAUGUGCGAAAGUCGUUGAUAGCGGUUGCUGAUGUCCUUGAAGAGAUUGAUAGCAUGUUGAUUUUGUUGCGUUGCCAAGUUCACAUGGAAAUAGCUCGUAUUGAAGAAGAUGGGGAUAGAAUAGAGGCUGCUGUGGAACAUUUGCAAAAAGCUAUAUAUCUAAACAACACUGAGCAGUAUCAAGAACAUCUAAGAUUGACUUUUAACCGUCUUCAUUUGCGCACUAUGCUGUAUAAGUCACCUGAGCGUCUAGAGGAUCGGGCAGUGAUGAUGAUUGAGCAGGCUAAAUGGGGAAAGCAGAAGGAUAAUGCGAGGAAAAAGAGGUCCCUUCUGGUGAACGCAGGUCUUGCACUAGCUCCUGAGUCAUUUCAAAUAGUCCUUGACAGUGAAAAUGAAGCUAAAGUUUCCUCAGGUAAAAGUAGGAGUCAAAUAAGCUACCUCUGUGCAAAAGCACAACAUCAUAUUAAAAGCGUGGAGAAAGUUGAUGGGUAUUUGAAACACUUAAAUGAAAAUGACAGAGAGAGAAUUGUACUUUGGGCAGAUUUGGUGAAAGUUGCAUGUAAACAAGAAGUGUGGGAUGUCUGCCGCGCAGCAUGCAGAUUUUGUCUCUUGUAUGAUGAUACUUUGUUUAGGAAGGUAACAAAACCUAAAAAAACACAGAAGAAGAAAGCUAGUACAGCAAUGAUGGAUGAUGAUCAAGGUGACAGCUUACCAGGAGAAUCAUUAGUACCUGCUAAAUCCUUCUCUUUUGAAAGAGAUGUACUCAGAAUAUUAGCAGAAAUAAGAUUCAUUAAUGCAGAGGCAACUAUUAAUUUAUUAAGAUUGCAGGGAGUCGAACUGAAUGAUCAUGCUGUGCCUUCAGAAGAUACAAGCCAGUAUCGUCCAGGAUAUGUUCCAUAUAUUCCUGAAAGUGAUCCAGAAUGGAAUACAUACAGUUUAUGGAUAGACUACUUAUCUCAGUACACUAUGGAAAACUUCCAGCGUGCAGCCGAAAUAGGAGAAGAACUGAAUGAAGCCUGGAUUGUUCACAAUGCUGUCGUGUACGUCUUAAACUACAAUAGACAUCUUAUCUCUUCAGGAAGACAGAGGGAAAUUAUCAAAUAUCUGCAGACUCUGCUUGGGGCCAUGAAGACUGUUGGGCACAAUGGAAGUACUGCGAUUUUAUUGAUGUUAUGUAAUGUUUUGGCUCGGGGCUUAAUUCUUUGCUGGAUUCCAAAGCCAAAACUUGCUGAGAAGAAAAAAAAAGAUUCUUUUUCAGUAGAUCCCAGUGGACUUCCUGAUAUCAGAGCUGCCUUAGAGAUUUGUGAAUUUGCCCUAAAUGUGAUAACUGGAACCAUACCUGAUGAACCAGUACCUAUUGCUGCACAGCAGCAGAUCAUUGCUACCUGGGUGAAAGCAAAGCAGUUAAAUCAGCAGCAGAUUGGACAUAAACUUGGGACUGAGGAGGAGCAUAAUGAUGGAGCACAAAAUCCUAUGGCAAGAGUUCUUGUUGGUCUAGAAUUGUAUUCAUGUAAUGGCUUGGGCCUCAUGGAUUUCACUGUUCCUGGCUUAUCUCAGUUAGUGAAAUGGGCUUUAGAAUGCAGUUGGUCAGAUUCCUUAGUGGAAUUGCAGACACUGACACGACUUACAUAUUUUGCAUAUGUAUCACACAACUACGAAACAGUGACAACUUGUUCCAAAAGGAUCUUGCAAUCAGCUGAGAUAUUUUUCCACAAUACAGAUACUAAGAAAUAUGAAAUGCCUGGUAACAGAGUGAGACAAGAAAUGUUAAGCAUUACUGCCUGCAUACAAGGAAAAAGUAUAAUGGAAAAUUUGUGUGGAAGAAAACAUUUGCGUGUAGCAGCAUCAAAAGCCUUUGUUCAGAGUGCCAGGUAUGCAGGUGAAGCCAGAAAUUAUUCCCUUGUAAUGUUUGCAGCUAGACACUUUUGGAACACGUGUUUACCUUUGUUAAGUUCUCCACAUGACAGAGAGCAGUUUAAAGAACCUACUGAAAUAAUUCUUAAGAAUAUAAUUAAAGCAGGAUCUAAAAAUAAGCAGCAAAUCAACGGCACCGUUCAGCUUGGUGUCAUCAGCAAAUUUGCUGAGAGUGCGCUCAAUCGCAUUGCCUGUGUCACUGAUGAAGAUAUUAAACAGAGCAGAAAGAUACAUUGCCUUUGCAUCAGUGGGUUACAAGGGAUUUUCAAAGUAUUGGCUUAUCAGUUGGAUGUGUUCUCCCAGGCACGUUCUUCCUUGUUUUGGUCUGGUGCUGAGGAGGAUCUGACAUUAAGAACCUCCUUAUAUGGGUUAUUAUUUCACAUAUAUGCUGAUAAAGCUGAUUGGGAGACAGCACUAAAAGUCCUGGAUGAAGCUAUUCAAGUGUUGCCUCAGACAAGACACAAGCUCCUGAUUUUUAAACAUAUGGCUACAGUGAAGGCAGGAUUGGGAUACAAUUUUAUGAUGGACAUUCAGAAAUUCAGAGAUGAAAGUGAAGUUUGUUUGUCACGUAUGUGGCGUCAUUUGGUACCCGUCUCCAGAAGUAUUGUUGGACAGUUAAGCUGUUUUCAAAAUGCAAUCAUUGCUUUACAGAAACAAGAAAAUGAAUGGCAGAAAGUUGAUUACCUGAUGGAAUUUGCUGAAUGGCUGUAUUGUAACCAGUUUCCUCUCAAUGAUGUCAUUAAACCUCUGGAAUGGGUGGUAGAUCUCUUGCUACAUAUGAAAUUUUCCAUGCAAUCCUCACAAGAAGAAGCUCCUGAGAAGGCACAGUCAGUAAUUGCUCCUAAGAGAGAGAAGGACAAAAAGAAAGAGAAACAAGUUGAAUAUUCUGUUGUGAAAGAGAAGCCUAAAGAGAAAGGAUCAGUUCAUACCUUACCAGCAAGUGUGGAAGAAUGGGCUCAUUAUGACUGCCCCAAUGAAAUCAGAGAUACUUUUAAACAGAAAGCAAAUAGUUAUGGUAUCAACUGGGAUAAUUUCCCAAAACCUACUUGCACUUUGUAUUUUAUGGACCUUUUAUCUAAAGAACUACAAAAAAUUUUUUGCCCCCACUUGAUUCUUCCCAUCUUUCAGCUAGCUGAAGUUAUUGCUAAUGAAGUUGUGGAAUGCAGAAGUCUGUCUGAUCUCUAUCAUCUUCGAAUUGCCCUGAUAUGUUCAGAUCUAAAACUGAAUCAGGCAUCUUUGUAUCAUGAGAAAGCUGCUGGAGAAGCAUACAUUAGUGAAUUAGAACAAGCAAUGUGUAGGCAAGAGAUUGCACUGAAAAAAGAAAAAAAAUUUUUUGAGUUAAAUACAAUAACAGGAAAAGGACUGAGUGCACUUUCCUUCCCUUGCUUGUGGAUAGAAAAAGCUGAAGUACUAAUUCAGCUAGGCUUGUAUCAACCAGCAAGACUCCUGCUUUCAGAGGCCCAUGCUGCAACUCAGGAAUUGAGGGCCCUGUAUGAUGUGUCAAGGUGCUUGUACUUAUUUGCUGUAUUGGCUAACCUGGAAAGAAACCAUGGACAAGCUAAAGCACUCCUUGAGAAAGCACAGCUUCUGGGAGGAAAUGAACAGUUUUGGUACAACAGUACUCUCAGUCUCAUAGAAGCAAUUAUAGAGGAAGAGGGGGAAGGAAAACAGAGCAUGGCUUGUGAAAUACUGGAACACACUGUAAAUGUGCUCAGAUAUACUUUAUUGAAGAGACCUAACAGGCAAUCGGAGUUGGGUUUUAUAAUUGCAUCUCUUGAAGCCAGGAAAACACUUAUUCAGAUACAUUUUGCCCAACAUUGUAUGACAAUUAAUGCUGAGUCUUGUCCGUUGCCACAAAUGCUACAGGAAUCUUACAAUAAAUUAGUUCAAAUUGAGGAGGACUUCUUUAAUUGUGGGCAUAAAAACUGCAGUGCUGACAUACUGCUAGAACGUGCGAAUGUUCACAGGAUGAUUGCCAAGCGGGAAAGAAAUGAAAGAGAAAAACAUAGUCACUAUCUAGACGCUUGUAAUUUAGCUCAGAGGGCGGUAUCCAAAACAGAGGAAGUGUAUAAUAAUGUUUGUAGCUUAUUUGCAGUUAAUGAGACUACAAAUAUUAGUAUCCCAUUAAUGAGGCAACUAGCUAACAGAAAAAUAAAUCUUGUAGAAAUACUUUUGGAUAUUUUUCAUCUUGUUAUUACUGAGAAAAAGCUCAAAAAAGUGGGAAAAGCAUUGUCUCAUAAAAUUGUGGAGGCAUUCAUCUGGGGAACUGCUGAAGAUGAUGCAACAGAACAGGAUUGGAAGCGCAUGGAAUGCACUGUGGGUCACAUUACACUGGCUCAGUUAGCAAACCUACAGAAUCUUUGUAAAGGCUGUCCUGACAUCAAAUCCAAAUGCCUAUAUCUCACUGGAAAAACUCUUCGUUUACUUGCAAUUAAUGUAGAUCCUGUACAUACAGACAUUUACUGGAAGCCAAAUGUCAUGAAGGAACAUAGGUUGGCUCAGAAAUAUCUUUCUCAAUCCAGUGAAGCUUUGCUACAGGGUAUGGGUAUUGCAUUCCGUCAUAACAUUACCGAUGUACUGGCUCCUGCUAGUUUUGAAAUGGCUGAAUGCUUUCAACAAUUUGAUCCAGUUUCAACUAGCCAGUUUUUGGCACUUCAUCAGAGCUGUUCAGCAUCUCUGAUGAUGAAGCGUAUCCUUCUAACAGCUACAUCUAACACCAGCAGCUCUCAGCUGGCAGCGUUACUGCAUCUUCAGAAUCAUUUGAAACAAAACAGAAACACAAGUGAUCUUCUAAAAAAUGUGGAACAGCAACUGACUGCUACUUCAAUGGCAUGGAGAAAUCUCUGCAUUCCUGUUGAACAUUUUAAUGUAAUGGAUGAAUUGCCAUCUAAUUUCUACAUAAUUAUUCUCCAGCAUUCGGAAGACAGGUUGAAUUUGUACAGUUCAAUGAUUGAGAAGCCAAAAGUAAGUGCUGCGCAGCAAAAAGGGAAACCCACUCAGCCAAUAGGUACACCUAUGGACUUAGGAUUGUGUGUGGUAUUACUAGUAGAUACGUUAUUUAUGGAAUUGCCUUUGGAAGCUCUGAGUAUCUUUAAAGAGGAAGGAAUAAGUUCUGUAUCCAGAGAUUUUUCUCUCCAGAUUCUCUACAAUCGAGUACAUCUGGCCGAAUCAGAAGCCUUAAGGCCUUCCCAAAAAAUAAAGGAAAUCCUAGAAAAAUACUGUGACCCAUUUACACUACGGUGGGAAGGAGUUAUUGGCAGCAUACGUAUUCCAAGCCAAGCAGAAUGGGAGCAGCUGCUGACAAACUGCAGUGCAUUUCUCUUCUAUGGGAUGGAGAGAUUCAUGUCUCAUGUUUUACUCAACAGACUUGUUGCGUUGAACAUCCCAAGGUGCCAUUUGAUGAUACUUCUAGAUCUGGUGCGAUCAAAGCAAAGUUAUCAAAGAAUUGCAAACUCUGAUAUCCACAAAAGUUGUCUACAUAUUGCUAUAGAGAGCCCAACAGAGACAGCAAUGCUUCUCAGCCUUACCGGUGUUCGUUCCAUAAUAGCCAACCAGUGGUACACUACCUUGCAAGAGAAUGCAGAAAGGCUAGAAAUUUUGUCCGAGAGGCUAAACCCACCAGAAGGCCAGGGCUGUGCGGGAACACCGGAGCUGGAUUACUCCGUACAUCCCUCGGUGCGCACGCUGCAGGGGGCCACGAGCAGCAGCGGGUGGCCAAGCAGUACCUGUGAGCACGCCGAGGCCAGGGCGGCUGUGGGGCCGUGA
Messenger RNA from Charadrius vociferus (killdeer), 6900 nucleotides. RefSeq names its product cilia and flagella associated protein 46 (gene CFAP46). Bases 1 to 6900 code for a protein of 2299 amino acids. Gene Ontology annotation, biological process: axoneme assembly; cilium movement involved in cell motility. Lineage: Eukaryota; Metazoa; Chordata; Aves; Charadriiformes; Charadriidae. Gene Ontology annotation, molecular function: protein binding. The transcript is spliced from 52 exons. The record is from RefSeq and is a predicted model, not a curated record.